GACAAGACGAGAGAAAUUUAUGAGGAGAAAAGAUUUUCGUGUUUCUUGGAGGAUUUAAAAACGAGAAUCUUGCCUGCAAUCAGAAGUACUGGCCGCAUUUUUACCCCGAGGAGGUGACUCGUUAUUACUUCGGACUGUUUCAUCCACACCCAUAAAGUGAUUGAGACCUUCAGUGAAGCUCCUCCUACAACAAUCCACCAAUAAAUGCUGGAGUCAAACACACAGAGAAAUCACUCCAUGUGUGACAACUGAAAUCUUCAUGACAUAAUGUUGAUGCUGGUGAAAGAGGAGCUUGAGAAGAUGACAGAUCUACAACCAUGCAGAAUAAAGGAUGAAGAUACUGAGGAACAAAUAGAUACGAUGGAAGUGAAAGAGGAGAGUCAAGCUGAAGUGGAUAAGAAACAUCAGAUUGUAAAAAUAAACCAUAAUGUUUCACAGAAAGAAACUCUGAAGACAGAAGACAUAAAGUGUGAAAAUAGUUUCAGAGAAGAUGAACGCCCUGCAGAUCACAAGAGGACUCACAGUGAGGAGAAACCUUUCACAUGUCAACAGUGUGGAAAGAGUUUCACAAGAAAAGCUCACCUUAACAUACACAGGAGGAUUCACACUGGAGAGAAACCUUACACAUGUCAACAGUGUGGAAAGAGUUUUACAGCUGCAAGUAACCUUAAGAAACAUUUGAGGAUUCACACCGGAGAGAAACCUUACACUUGUCAACAGUGUGGAAAGAGUUUCAGGACAAAAUCAAACCUUAAUGCACACAUGAGGACUCACACCGGAGAGAAACCUGUCACAUGUGAAGAGUGUGGCAAGAGUUUCAGAGAUAAAAGUAAACUUGAGACUCAUGUGAGAAGUCACAUGAAAGAAAAACCACACGCGUGCCAUGAGUGUGAAAGGAGUUUUAUAUCUGCAGGUUAUCUUAAGUUGCACAUGAGGUCUCACACUGGAGAGAAAACUUAUGCAUGUAAACAAUGUGGAAAGAGUUUCAGAACAAAAUGGCACCUCAACACACACGUGAGGAUUCACACUGGAGAGAAGCCACAUUUGUGCCAUCAGUGUGGAAAGAGGUUUAUAACUGCAAGUGACCUUAAGAAACAUUCAAGAGUUCACACUGAAGAGAAACUUUACAAGUGUCAAAAGUGUGGAAAGAGUUUCACCUUUAAAUCCGGCCUUACCCAGCACAUAAAAAAUCACAGAGGGGAAAAGCCAAACACGUGCCAUCACUGUGACAAGAGUUUUCCAAAUAGAAGUCAACUUAAGAUUCACAUUAGACUUCACACUGGAGAGAAACCUUACAGUUGUCAUCAAUGUGGAAAGAGUUUCAGAACAAAACCUAACCUUAACGUACACAUGAGGAUUCACACCGGAGAGAAACCACAUCUGUGCCAUCAGUGUGGAAAGAGUUUUAUAACUGCAGGUAAACUUAAGAAACACAUGAGGACUCACACUGGAGAGAAACCUUACAUGUGUCAUCUGUGUGAAAAGAGUUUUAAAUGUAAAGGUAAUCUUAAGACACACAUCACACUUCACACUGGAGAAAAACCGUUUACAUGUCAUCUGUGUGGAAAGAGUUUUACAAGGAAACGUGACCUUAAUGCACAUGUGAGAAUUCACACUGGAGAGAGACCAUACGUGUGUCACCAGUGUGGAAAGAGUUUCAGGACAAAACCAAGCCUUAAUGCACAUUUGAUCACUCACACUGAAGAGAAACCGUUCACAUGCCAUGAGUGUAAAAAGAGUUUCAAAACAAAAGCUGCCCUUAAAAGACACGCAAAAUUUCACACUCGAUAGAAACCAUUAAUGUGUCAACAGUGUGGAUAUGGCAACAAAGUUUAGAAAUCAGCUGAGGUCUUAUUAAUAAAACUGUCUGGAGGAUCCUUACUCAAAGUCUACAUGUGCACAAAAGCCCAAGAUGUAUGUACUUGUGUUCUUGUGAAACGUCAUCAGUCGCGGCCCAAGUUCCAAUUCCAAGUUCACAUCAAGUCAAGUUCACAUAACAUCUCAGGAUGUGUUCUUGAUCCACUCAUUUUAUCGAGGAUGCAUCAGGAGGUGACUUGUGUGGACUUACGACAGCCAAGUUUCCCAGAAUGCAUUUCACAUCAACGGCAUUGAAGCUUAAAACCUGCAAAAUAUUAGAAAUAUUACUCUUUUUGUGUCAUAAAAUGUAGCCGUUUAGUUGAGAAUAUAGAUGAAUAAACUUUAAAUCUGUGGUCAGUUAGUAAAGAAAGCGCAUAUAUUAAAAUUUCCUCUGAUGAUUUUGGAUAUGUGAGUUCAAGUUGAUCAACGGGCAGUCAGUGCUGUGUACUCCGCCGAGGGCAGGCUUCUCUCUGCAAGUUCUUUUGAAAUUUGCUGCUGUCUCAGUGCAGCUGCUCUGCCCUUCAGUGUCUGAUCAUUAAACAUGAAAUAUUCCCUUUGGCUAUUCACUAUAUUGCCCAAAGUUUUGGGACACCCCUCCAAAUCAUUGAAUUCAGAUGUUUCAAUCACGUCUAGUAAAGGAACUCUUAAUGCUUCAUCAUACCAAGGUAUUUUGGACAAUUUCAUGCUCCAACUUUGUGGGAACAGUUUAGGGAUGGCUCCUUCCUGAUCCAACAUGACUGUGCACCAGUGCACAAAGCAAAGAGCGAGUGUGCAGAAACUUGACUGGCCUGCACAGAGUCGUGACCUCAACCCAGUAAAACAUAUUUUGAAUGAAUUAGAGCAGAGACUACGAGCUAGGCCUUCAUCAGUGUCUUACAAAUGUGCUUUUAGAAGAAUGGUAAAAAAAAUCCAUAAACGCACUCCUAAACCUUGUAGAAAGUCUUCCAAGAAGAGUUGAAGCUGUUAUAGCUGCAAAGGGUGGACAAAACUCCAUAUUAAACCAUGUGGAUUAAGAAUAGAGGUGUCCCAAAGCUUUUGUCAAUAUAGUGCAUCUAACUGGCAUUUGGUCUCAUCAAUUUACUUCUCUUUUUUAUUCAUAUGAAGUCUGUUAUUUGUUAUUAUCAUUUUAACUGAUGUUAAAGUUAAGUUUCAUAACUUAAAUCACAUAUAUUUUCUAUAGAAUCUUAACACUGAAUCACUGCCUUUUGUACUUAAACUAGAUUUUUUGUGUUUACUUCAUGUUGUACAAACAUUUUGU
This is a messenger RNA of Paramisgurnus dabryanus, 3115 nucleotides long. RefSeq lists its product as uncharacterized. Gene Ontology annotation, molecular function: DNA-binding transcription factor activity; RNA polymerase II cis-regulatory region sequence-specific DNA binding. Gene Ontology annotation, biological process: regulation of transcription by RNA polymerase II. The record is from RefSeq and is a predicted model, not a curated record. Lineage: Eukaryota; Metazoa; Chordata; Actinopteri; Cypriniformes; Cobitidae.